AUGCAAAAUGAUAAUCAAAACAAGUAUGAGUUUGUUAAGAAAGAAACUAAAGGUGUAGUAGAAAUUAAACAUUUGGCAACUAAUGAGGUGACGCAUAAAAAGUUUAGACAGAAAGUUCCGGGCGGUUAUUGUGCAAAAUUAAUCGAUCCAAUAACUGAGUUACUUCUAGCUGAAAUACAAGGGGAUAGUACAAAAGCGAAACAAAAAAAAAUUUUAUUAUAUCAGCCUGAUGAUAGUGUCGAAUUAAAAGAUUCAGGAAUAUUUAGUUUUGAACAAAAAUUUAGAUGGGAAAAUGAAAAAUUUGUCUGGAAAAAGAAAGCAUUUUCCAAAGAUUUAGAGUGUAAAAUUGUGCAGUCUGGCGAAGAACCAAAUAUAUGCAUCGCACUAUACCAACACAAAAACAAAAAAGGUGGAAUAGUGAAUAUUAUGAGUGAUAACAUGACUCGUCUUAAUAUCCAUGAUCGACGUGGACUUGAAUACGUUUUAUUAAUGUCUAUAUUAUCAUUUUUGGAUAAAUCAGAAGAUGAUACAGAUAAAGCUCAAAAAUUAAAGCAAGAAAAGAUGGAUGAAGAAUUAGCAAGGAAAUUAGCGGAAGAACAAAAAAAUCCAAUACGUCCAGCAGGCAAUCAUUACAGGCAAACACGAUCCAAUUCUUUCUCGUCUUCAUCACCCAGUCCAUAUACACCUCCGUCAUCAGGAUCGAACCGUACCACUUAUUAUGAUGAUAACACGUUUCAAUCCCGUAAGCAAAAGCUGGCAAAGCACAAGCCAAAGGAAUAUACAAAUGAAUAUGGAUGGUAG
Molecule: messenger RNA, 801 nt
Organism: Dentiscutata heterogama
Lineage: Eukaryota; Fungi; Glomeromycota; Glomeromycetes; Diversisporales; Gigasporaceae
Source: the annotation of a GenBank genome assembly